Messenger RNA from Papilio machaon (common yellow swallowtail), 2244 nucleotides. RefSeq names its product zinc finger protein 470. NCBI's taxonomy places the organism in Eukaryota, Metazoa, Arthropoda, Insecta, Lepidoptera, Papilionidae. Gene Ontology annotation, molecular function: RNA polymerase II transcription regulatory region sequence-specific DNA binding; zinc ion binding; DNA-binding transcription factor activity, RNA polymerase II-specific. The transcript has 13 exons. The coding region runs from base 145 to 2238 and encodes 697 amino acids. The record is from RefSeq and is a predicted model, not a curated record. Gene Ontology annotation, cellular component: nucleus. Gene Ontology annotation, biological process: regulation of transcription by RNA polymerase II.
CUAGUUAUUUAAAGCCUUAAAAACUAUGCAUGAUGAUUUUAAAAGUCGAGUAGAAAUUCUAUAAUUUUCUAACUCUAUCGUGUUGGUGUGCCGCGAAUAUAUGAAUAUAAUUUAGUUUAAAAAAUAUUUAAUAAGUAGAUUAGGAUGGAACACAUAAAAGUGUGUAGAAUAUGCCUCGUAAUGGAUGUAAGAAUGCACAAUCUACAAGCUUAUCCUCUAGGAACUUAUUUCGAAAAUGUUACAGGAGUAAAUCUCAUUAAGAUGACAGAUCUGCCUCCAUUUGCAUGUUAUGAGUGUACAACACUGAUCAAGAAGUUUAAUAAUUUCCGAGAAAGGUGUUUGAGAGGACAGACUGCUCUCUAUGGGAUACUACAAACAUCUGGGAAGAUAUCUACUGAAGAUGUAAAACAAAUUGAUAGAAAUUAUUUCCAUCUGACAUCUAAUUUUUUAUUCUCAAACAUAAAAACAUGUGAAGACUUUUGUAUGAAUUAUGAAGACUCAAAGAAAAAUAUUAAAAAUGAACCGUUUGAGCAAACGGAUAAUCUAGAAUAUAAUAUAGAAUUAGACGUAAAUAGUAUAAAGCAGGAAAGUAAUUUUGAUGAUUACGCUUCUUUGUCUAUGUCCAGUGAUGAUAAUGAACCUUUGUCUUUACAUAAAAGUGGUAAAGGAAAGAAAGUUAAAUUAGUUAAAAAGAAAGCAAGAAAAAAAAGAAAUAAUGGAGAAUGUACUGAAAUGUCGGAGAACAGUCUUGCUGAAUUUUUAAUUGAGACUGAAGAAAAGGAGUCAGAUAUUGUACAAAGUCUUUUAGACACGAAACGUAAGAAGAGAGGAAGACCAAAGAAAAAUGCAAAACCAGUAGAAAAACUCAGGAAAUACACGGAACAUGAAGAAGAAUUGGACGUUGAGGAAUAUGUUACAGUUAUAACACUAUCGUUGGAAGAGCAAAUAGAAGAAGUCAAGAAACGGAAGACAUCAAGCAAUUAUUUGAAUUCAGCGUACAAAUGUGAUCUUUGCUACAAAGGAUUUAUACACACUGAGGCAUGGAAUCAUCAUCUUAGAAAACAUGAUCCGAGUGCGGGGGAGAUGGAAUGUUGUGUUUGCAAGUUCCGCUUCAAGACGAAGCGCAUCUUGUUGAAACACACAGCUAACCACGAGAAGAAGUACGCCUGCAAAGCCUGCUCAUACGUCUCUAGGACCCCGACACAAGCGAGACAACACCAGCGCUGGCACAAAGGGGUCACCUACAAGUGUCAAUACUGUGAUGAAAUAUCCACUAAAUGGACGUCGUACUUAAGCCACGUGAGAAUUAAGCACCCCUCGCAGCACAUCUGUGGCGCCUGCGGGUACUCCUUCGUCAGCUCUCUGGGGCUCGCCAUGCACCGCACCAUGAUGCACAAGGAUCUAGACUUGUCAAAAGAGAAGUCUGAGAAGGUGUCAGAUGGUGAUGAGGUUGAUGAUAAGGGUCGUUACUGCGCGGAUUGUGAGGUGCACUUCAUGUCGGAGGAGGCUUGGAAGCGACAUCUUGUCACCUCCGUCAAACAUGUGCCAUCAUAUAUCUUCAAUAACGGAUGUCGUGUUUGCGGGGAAAUAUUCAAUAAUCCUGAAGAACUACGCAUUCACCAUAGACAAAAGCACGCUCGAAAGAGACCCACUAACUACGGGAAGAAGCCUUCCAACCAUGACAACAAGUGGCCUACUAACUGUGAACAUUGUUCUGAAGAAAUACCGAAUGCACGCGAGUACUGGGUCCAUUUCCGGCGUGUUCACCCUGACAAGACUUACCCCAUACCGAAGAACCACAUCUGUGACGUCUGCGGCAAAGGUUUUAGGGGUAACGCAUUCUUAGCGUACCACAAGCGCACGCACAGCGAGGAGCGAGCUUUCAAAUGUCCGCAAUGUCCGAAGGCUUUUCACAAUCGUAUCAACCUGCAGAUGCAUGCGCGUACGCAUUCUGAUGCGCGUCCACAUCCCUGCACCCUCUGCUGCAAGGCCUUCAAGUGCAAGGCAGCACUUGACAGGCACACCAGGUGCCACACCGGCGUGAAGCCGUACGAGUGUGGUAUCUGCGGUAAGGCUUUCGCGCAGUCUAACAGCUGUAAGCUGCACGUGCGCACUGUACACCUCAAGCAGCCUUCGCCCUACCUCAGCCGCGCCCGACUCGAGCGCCGCGCCCGACUCGCCCCGCACCAAGCCGCGAACCAGACCCCGAACCAACCGCAUCAAACAACGCUCUACUGAUCUUCU